CCUCCUCCCUCCCUCAGCUCUCAGUCCUCCACUCUCUCCCUCGCGCCGUGUCCCCACUCUCUCGGUUCAGUCAUGGAUCUCGCCGCGAGCUGCGUGCUGCUGCUGCUCUCCGCCCUUCGCGUGCUGCUCAGCCUCGAGCUGGACGCGCUCGAGCCCACUUACUACGAGGAGCCGCCGGAUGCCAUCGACUACAAAGACCCGUGCAAAGCCGUGGCCUAUUGGGGGGACAUAGCGCUGGAUGAUGAAGACAUGCGAAUGUUUAAAGUGGACCGCAUCGUGGAUGUGGUCCAGAGAACCGUCACAAACCUCAAUCAGACAGACACAGGUUUGUCUGCCAAUGAGACGAGUCCAAACACUGCGGUAUCCAAUCGGCAGGGCUCCCGUCGCAGAAAGAGGGCGGCGACGUCCAGGCCUGAGAGGGUGUGGCCUGAGGGAGUCAUCCCUUAUGUCAUAAGUGGGAACUUUAGUGGUAGUCAGCGGGCCAUAUUCAGACAGGCUAUGAGACACUGGGAAAAACACACGUGUGUGACCUUCAUCGAGAGAACCACAGAGGAGAGUUACAUCGUCUUCACCUACCGGCCGUGUGGGUGUUGUUCAUACGUGGGCCGCAGGGGCGGGGGGCCCCAGGCCAUAUCCAUUGGGAAAAACUGUGACAAGUUUGGAAUCGUGGUGCAUGAGCUCGGUCAUGUGAUUGGAUUCUGGCACGAGCACACACGGCCCGAUCGAGACGACCAUGUGAGCAUCAUACGGGACAACAUCCAGCCAGGACAGGAGUACAACUUCUUGAAGAUGGAGCCUGGCGAAGUGGACUCUCUUGGGGAAGUCUAUGACUUUGACAGCAUUAUGCACUAUGCCAGAAAUACAUUUUCCAGAGGGAUAUUCCUGGACACCAUCCUACCACGGUACGACAUAAAUGGAGUCCGUCCACCCAUCGGCCAGAGGACAAGGCUGAGCAAAGGAGACAUCGCACAGGCACGCAAACUUUACAAGUGUCCAAGAUGUGGAGACAGUCUGCAAGAAAGCAGCGGUAACUUCUCCUCCCCCGGCUUCCCUAAUGGCUACUCAGCGUAUAUGCACUGUAUCUGGAGAAUCUCAGUAACGCCAGGCGAAAAGAUCAUUCUGAACUUUACCUCUAUGGACCUCUAUCGGAGCCAUCUGUGCUGGUACGACCAUGUGGAGAUCAGAGAUGGAUAUUGGAGGAAAGCUCCACUGAAAGGUCGAUUCUGUGGAGAUAAGCUUCCUGAGCCAAUCAUAUCAACAGACAGCCGUUUGUGGAUUGAGUUCCGCAGUAGCAGCAACUGGGUGGGCAAAGGCUUCUCUGCUGUCUAUGAAGCUAUCUGCGGUGGUGAAGUGAAGAAGGAUAAUGGGCAGAUCCAGUCUCCAAACUACCCAGAUGACUACAGACCCAAUAAAGUCUGUGUAUGGAAGAUUACUGUUGCUCAGGGAUACCAUGUAGGCCUCAUGUUCCAGUCCUUUGAGAUUGAGAGGCACGACAGCUGUGCUUAUGACUAUCUGGAAGUUCGGGACGGGAAUUCAGAGACUAGCCCCCUGCUGGGCCGCUUCUGUGGCUAUGACAAGCCUGACGACAUCAAGACCAGCUCAAACCAGCUGUGGAUGAAGUUUGUGUCCGAUGGCUCUGUCAACAAGGCCGGCUUUGCUGCUAACUUCUUCAAAGAGAUGGACGAGUGUUCCAGGCCUGACAACGGUCGCUGUGAGCAACGCUGUGUCAACACACUAGGCAGUUACAAGUGUGCCUGUGACCCAGGCUAUGAGCUGGCCGCUGACAAACGAAGCUGUGAGGCUGCCUGCGGUGGCUUCAUCACCAAGCUGAACGGCUCGAUCACCAGCCCCGGCUGGCCCCGGGAGUAUCCGCCCAACAAGAACUGCAUCUGGCAGCUGGUGGCCCCGACGCAGUACCGCAUCACACUGCUCUUCGAUGUCUUUGAGACCGAGGGCAACGAUGUAUGUAAAUAUGACUUUGUGGAGGUCAGGAGUGGACUCUCUGCGGACUCCAGGCUACAUGGGAAGUUCUGUGGUGCUGAGAAGCCAGAAGCCAUUACCUCUCAAUACAAUAACAUGCGCAUCGAGUUCAAAUCAGACAACACUGUCUCCAAGAAGGGCUUCAAGGCCCAGUUCUUUUCAGAUAAGGACGAGUGCUCGAAGGAGAACGGCGGCUGCCAGCAUGAGUGCGUGAACACUUUCGGCAGCUACAGCUGCCAGUGCAGAAGCGGCUUUGUGCUACAUGAGAAUAAACAUGACUGCAAAGAAGCCGGCUGUGAUCACACGGUGAACAGUGUGAGUGGGACCAUUACCAGCCCCAACUGGCCUGAUAAAUACCCCAGUAAGAAGGCCUGCACCUGGGCCCUCUCCACCACUCCGGGACAUCGCAUCAAAAUUGCUUUCAAUGAAAUCGACAUGGAGCCUCAUUUAGAGUGUGCCUACGACCACAUUGAGAUCUAUGACGGACGGGACGGGAAAGCUCCCAGCCUGGGACGCUACUGCGGGUCCAAGAAGCCUCCUCCGGUCACGUCCAGCGGCAACAAGAUGUUCAUUCGCUUCUUCUCUGACAACUCCGUGCAGAAGAAGGGAUUUGAGGCCUCUCAUACUGCAGAAUGCGGAGGAAGGCUAAAGGCAGAGGUGAAGACCAAAGACCUCUACUCGCAUGCUCAGUUCGGAGACAACAACUACCCUGGGGCAUCGGACUGUCAGUGGGUGAUCUCAGCUGAGAAAGGCUAUGGUGUUGAGCUCAUCUUCCAGACAUUCGAGAUCGAGGAGGAAGCAGACUGUGGCUACGACUACAUGGAGCUGUUCGACGGAGCUGACACCAAGUCCCCAAGACUGGGCCGCUACUGUGGAUCAGGGCCCCCUGAGGAGAUCUACUCGGCCGGCGACUCCAUCGUCAUCAAGUUCCGUUCAGACGACACCAUCAACAAGAAGGGAUUCCACGUUCGCUACACCAGCACCAAGUUUCAGGACACUCUCCACUCACGUAAGAAGUGACCCCUAGUGGCCGGGAGGGGCCGAGCAGGGCCAAGGGGGAGGAACAGGGGCCCCAAGGGAAGGGCCCUGUCCGACGCUCGGAGCCCCCCGGCCGCCAAGACCACCCAGACUCAACGGACCAGCCGCAAGAACGCCAACCGCACCUCAGUAGUUCCCAGGGGCUCUGGCGCCCCCUACUGACUGUGAGGAGUAAAGCCAUUCCGCAGUAGACCUUGUUUUUACCUUUUUUAUGAUUAUGGUGGGGUAUGAUGGGGUGGGUUUGGGGUAGGAGGAAGGGAAUGUAUCCAGAUUAGAUGGAUAUUAUGGAGUAUUGGGGGUGGGGGCACGGGUAGAGGAGUAUAGAUCAUAUUCUGAUCACCAUUGGAUUCUAUUUUUUUUUUUUUUUUUAAAUGAGCCGAAAACGCGAUUGAAGCAAACACAAACACACACGCACACACACUCAGAGGGCCCUCAGGAUCUCUACCAGGACAGUGAAGCGGUCAGCUCAUACUGAGCCACAUAGCCACAACACAUCAUAAACACAGACUGAGACAGGCAAAAAGAACGGAUGGAAGAAUUGAUGGAAGGAUCAAGGGAUGGAUCAACUUUUUCCCCGGUGCAUUUUGGGAAAUCUCCAUCUUUUUCUCCUUUUUACGCCGUUCCUCAUCCACACACAGUUGUACCCGGCUGGUUCCAUAUCUUCUGCUACUUGAGUUAAUUGACACUGUAUGUCAGAAAGAUGCAUGUAAUAACAGAUAUCAGGACAAAAUGAAAAACAAACAAAAAAAAAAAACAACACCAGCUGCACCAGCAUUUGUAAUUUCUCAUUAUUUUGUUACUUCUUUUUCUUUCUUGGUUAGCCAUCCAGGAAGUUCCCUUUCAUAUUACCGUAAUCGAGGAAAAUUAAAAGAAGCAGUUAUCGUAUUAAAAGACUAAUAAACGAAAUGUGGCCCAUGUCUGCUGGCUGUUAAUUGCUUUUCCAUAAAAGAAAAGAAAAGAAAUCAGUGCCCGGAAAUGUAUUUAAUUAUUAUGACCUUCAACAUACAUCUUCCCCAAGCUUCUGUUAAUGUGUCCCCAAUUCGCACCGGUAAUUCAAUCUGCUGUGGGUAAGUGCUUUUCCCUAUUGAGAGCAAAUUAUGUCCCCUUAGCUGAGAUUCAGUGGGACUAAUUUCUUGAACUGUCUUCUCUCGUCCUCACAUGGUACCCCGGUCUCUCUUUCUCAUUACUUUCCUCAGUUUUUUCUGUUUCUUCUACUUUUGUCUUUGCAAAAUGGUAGUGCUUUUCUUAACUUUUCUACAUUUGUUUGUCCUGAUUCAUCCCUUCCAUCCCUCACGUCGCCAUGCGAACACCUCACAUAACCUGGGCAUACCUCACACCAGCAGUUUCAAAGCUCUCAGUGAAGCUAAGCUGUCUUGAUGUCUUCAAAUGUACAGUAAGAAUUGUCUGGGUGAAAAAAGGGUGUAGGUGUGAAUAUAUAUGUAUAUUUUUUAAGUCCACAGUUGCCUUUUGAAGAUCUCUUCAUUAAUACCUCAGGCUUUUGGUGGUGGUUGUCCCUUAUUCACUGCAGCCAAAACCACUAUGGUUCCCAAUGGUGAGCCUAGAAGUACACCUCACUUCAUCAAGUAGAAGAGGAGAUAUUGGAUUGUGAUUUGAAUUUGAUGGAAAGUCAUUGUGUAUAGUCUUGUUUAAUGGAAAGAUAAGCUAUCCCAACGUCAAAACAAAUGAAAAAAGUCGCAGUUGCACAAGCGUGAGCCAGAGUGUAAAGUGACUUUAAAUGUAAUUAUUUGCGUAACAUACUAUGUAAUUAUGUAGUUAUGCAAUUACAUUUAAAUAGUAUACAAAAAUGUAAGCAAUAGCGUAGUGCUCAACUUCUGCAAGAUAAGCAGAUUGGGUCAAGUUUGUAAGAAAAAAACACCAAAAUAUUAUACUGUCAUGCCAAAACCUCAUAACUCUGAACACCACUUGCCAGCUGCCUUUACGUUGAAUGAACAUUCCAUGGUGAACGAACCAAUAGAAAGGGUCCAAAAUUACUUGAAAGAGUAAAAUCUUGUUAUAAUAACGUAUUAAAGUCUUUCCUCUCCAUCUCCAUUUCAGGGAUAUGAGGUUUUGUUACAGUGACUGUAUACAGGGCAGGAGGACUCCAGGAGCAGGUUAGGGACCAUUGCGAAAAAGACUUGAGACUGAUUAGUGACAAAGGGGAACCUCGACCACUGCAGUACCUCAGAGAGAGUAGGAGAAAGGCUGAAUGGUGCUUUUGGAAAAACUCAUUCAUCACCUGGUUUUUAUUUUAGAACUUAUUCUGCAUUUCUUGUCUGUUUUAUCCCCUUUUCCUCUAGUCAAAAUCAUCUCUCCAUUCAUAAAGCCACAAGCAAUGGCAUAGUGUUUUCAAUUAAAAGAGUCAGUAAUCAGUUGAUUUACUUGAGAGGCCUCAGAGCAGCGUCUCAAUGAGCAGCGUGGCUAUCAUGUUAAAUCAUCUUGGUGUGCUUUUCUGCGUGUAUCAUAAAAAGACAGUUUAAGGCAGGUAUAUAGAGCCUGUAAACAACAACAUUCAGUGUAUAGUAACUGCAUAAACUGCACAGUAGCUGAUUGGAUGUGAGCCCAUUAUGACACCAUCUUAUUUUAUUUAAUUAUGUUUUAGUUUAUUAUUGCAAACAUUUAAUAAAUGAUCAUUGUAGUCAGUUUCACCGUAGCCUUUUUAAACAUGGUACUGCUGUUUUGCCUGCACUUUUUCUUUUCAAACUUGUUUGCAAAACUAAAUAUCGUGAUGCAUAUUGUUUGUCGUGAAAGUAUCAUGAUAUCUUUAUGCUAUAUCACCCACCCUUAACACAGCAUGCAUUUCUGAGGUCAGCUGUGAAAUGUGAAAUUUCAGGCAUGGCUGGGUCAUUCUCACCACAUCAAAACAUCUAUAGAUAUUUGAGUGUCAUAAUCAUCAGACAAAAAAUACUUACAUAAUUUAGCAGAUGAGUGGCAGCUGUAUAUGGUCCAGCAACAAGCUGAAGUAUACAUUUUUCUAUAUUAAAGUUUUUUUGGCAUUUUUUUUUUUACCCCAGUUUUCAUCACUGCAAUGCACCCACGUAUCUGUUUCUUGUUACUGAUAUAUAUCAUUUAUUUUGAAUUUUUUUUUAUUCAUAAAAUGUGUUACUUACUGUAUUUUAACUGGUUAAGCUCUACUUUUCCUUGUACACUAAAAGAUGUGAACCAAAACAGCAGAAUAAUAUGUGGUUAAAAAAAAAAACGAAAGCUGUCAGUAUGUUGCGAUGAUGAGAUAAAAUUGCAAAAUGCUAUAUGUUUGAAAAAAGUAUGCAUUUUAAUAAUUAGCUUAAAAAUACUUUGACAUCAGUUCACAUAUUUAAAAAAAAAGUUGGGAUUUAUUUUCAAACGGAAAUGAGAAUUCGGUCAUUAUAAUGAGAAAACGUUACUAAAAUCAAUUUGAAUUGAUUUUUUUUAAAUGAUUCAACAUUGUUUUAGCCAUUUCCAUUUUUUUGAGUUGGGUCCCAAUAUUAGUCAUAUUUGUGAGAGUAACCCAGCUGUUGCAUGAUUCUAGGCCUACUGCAAUAUUGAACCCCCCCUAGCACUGCAUUAUUUAGUUUUUUUAAUGAUCUGACACAACAGAGCCCUAUAAUUAGCCAAUAAUUAUGCCCCAAUACACUGAAUUAUGCUCAUUAGAGUGAGGAAAAUAAAAAAUUCUGAUGCAGGUAGGCCUCCUCUAGACCAGUGGUCUCCAACUCCUGGAGAGCUACUUACCUGCAGAGUUUAGUUCCAACCUCUGUUUAACAUGCCGCCCCUCCGCUUACCUAACAGUAAUGCAUUUGAUCCAGCCUAUUUAGGAAGUUAAUUAGCCGGAGCUGGUGUGGUUGGAAGUAGACACUGCAGGACCAGGGUUGAGACCACUGCUCUAGAUUCCUUGUCGCUGUUUACACCUUUCUCUAUAUUGAUUCGUAUGUCGGGCGGCCUCGCGACAAAUGUUGCUUGCUAUCCUCCCAUAAUGGUAGAGGUUGUACCAACUGUUCUUUUCCUCCCUUUGCUCAUUCCAGUCUUGUGUUUUUCCCCCCAGUCAUCCAAUCUCACUGUAAUUUGUCCAAGUCCUUUUUCAGAAACAGGAGCUGAUUACAAGCUCUGUCAGACGAGUGGAAAGUGAGGCUGUGUGUGUGUGUGUGUGUGUGUGUGUGUGUGUGUGGUCCUUGAAGGUAUACAUGGCCCGCCUGAUUGGUCUGAAGCAUUCCUCCUCAGAUCUGGCUCGAGAAUCAGCCACUCCCUGAAUUAUUUACCAGCCGUCACCUCGUUCCCUCUUGCAGAAAUCUUUAGAAGGCAACUGGCUUUUACUUUCAUCUCAUGCUAUGAUCUUAUUUCCCUCUGUCUCUUUGGAACUCCUUUUAGUCUCAGGUUCAGGGCAUUGCUUUAUUCUCCCUCCGACUCACUUCUUCUCACUUUGGGACUUGCUCAGUUCUAUUGACGUGACAGCCACUCUCGGGCUGCGAGCUGGUGCAACGUUUGAAUGAAGUUAAAGGCAUUUCAAAGGGGAGUCGUACGCUAUGAAUAAUAAUGUUUUUUUUCUUUCUUUUUAAAGUAGGAAAUUCAAUUAAACGCUUCUUCCCUUAACUUGACCCCUGUGUGCAACAGCGUUUUUCAGCUGUUUGCACCUUGCUUUAGUACCGAUACAGCAUUGGCUCACUAAACUUCAAGCAACAGUCUGAUGCACACUGACUACCAAAUAGGUUUUCUCUUGAUGAGACCUUUCGAGUCAACUUGAUACGUUUGUCUUAAAAUUGUGUUUUAUUGUAGCCUUUUUUUUUUUUCUGUUUAUUUUUAACGGUGGAGCACUUGAACGUUUUUGCUAAUCAGAGCAGGUCCACCUUAACCUUGUGGCUUCGGUAGAAUAUUAGUGUUUCUAAUGCCUCUUGAUUUGUAGAUAACUCAUACGAUGAUGCAAACAGAUGUGUUGUAGGUAGUACUUAAUCCAAUGAGGAAGAGUAAGAUACAUUUAUCUACUUUAAUAUGUGUGUGGUUGUGUAUGGUUGAUCUAGUCACCCUAAUUGAUCAACGUCACUUAUCGAAUAUGGGAAAUGUUUAUGCCUUUCAUCGUAUGUAUGUAUGUAAAUAUGUUUUAAUUGUUGUAUUCCGAGCACACUAAACCAUAAUAACCUGUUGAGAAAUACGGCUAUGUGUAAUUGCAAACAGAAGAUGCAAUUUAUUUAUAUUGUAUAGCUGAUUAUUGCUGAUGUAUUGCACAUAGUAUUAACAAGUGCAUCUAUUUCAUAAAAUGUUAUUUUCAUUUUAAAA
Molecule: messenger RNA, 8259 nt
Organism: Colossoma macropomum (tambaqui)
Lineage: Eukaryota; Metazoa; Chordata; Actinopteri; Characiformes; Serrasalmidae
Gene: bmp1a
Product: bone morphogenetic protein 1a
Exons: 20
Coding region: 73-3000 (975 amino acids)
Biological process (GO): proteolysis
Molecular function (GO): metalloendopeptidase activity; serine-type endopeptidase activity; zinc ion binding
Source: RefSeq, a predicted model, not a curated record